UAUUAGCCAAUUGAUGGCUUCAUUUGAUUUGACUGAGUGAUACAUAGAUACUCUCAAUUUUAAAAUGCAUAUAUCGCAAACAAAUCCCUUCAGCUGGGCACUUACUGUACCUUGGGUGAGGAAGGAAGGAAAAAAGGAAGAAAUGAAAGAAAGGGAGGAACUAAGGAAGGAAAGGAUGGAUACAUAAGGGAGGAAGAAAGAAAAGAAGAGGAGAAGGAAAUAAGAAAGGGAUGAAAGAAGCAUGGAAUGAUGGAAAGAAGGGAGGAUGGAAAUAAGGAAAGACAAGUUUUGGGUAUCACAAAGGGAAUAAGGAAAAGGAAAGAAGGAUGGAAGACAGUAAAGAAAGAAUGGAAGGGGAAGGAAUGAAUGGAGGAACUAAAGAAGGAAGGAAAGAUGGGGUCAGAAGUGAAGAAGGAAAUGGAACAGAAAAUAAAGAAGGAAGAGGAGAUGAAGAGAAGGCAGACCACAAGAAAGAAAUGAAAGAAGAGAGGAAGGAAGUAAGGAAAAGGGGACUGAAGGAAGGAAGGAGAAAAGGAUAGGGGAGAACGAAAUAAGGAAGGACAUAAAGGAAAGGUAUAGGAAAGAAGAAAGCAAUGUAAAAGGGGAGGAAGGAAUGAAGGAACAAAAGAAGGAAUGAAUGAAGGAAUGAAGGGGACAGAAGGGAGUCAAAAAAUGAAAGGAAAUGCAGAAAGAGGGAAAAGGGGAGCAGAAAGGAAAGGAAAGGAAGGAAGGAAGGAAACAAGGAAGGCAAUAAGGAAGACAGCCUGUAAGAGAAGAAGUAAUGGAACAAAUGAAGAAAGAAGGGAGGGAGGGAAGAAAUAAAGAUGGCAGAAAGAAGUAAAAAAGGAAAUAAGGAGAUCAGGAAGAAAACAAAAAAGGAAUCAUGGAAGAAGACAGGAAGAAAGAAAGGAAGGAGGACAAGGAGGGAAGGUAGAAAAGUAGAAAGGAAUGAAAGAAGGCUGAAAGGAGAAAAGACGGAGAGAAGGGAGGAAGGAAAUGGAAAGGAGAGAAAGGAAAAGCAAGGGCAGACAGAAUAAAAUAAGGAAGCACGGAAGAAUAAAAAGGAAUGAAGUGGAGAAAUUAAGUAGGAACUAACAAAAGAUGCUUGGAAGGAAACAAGGAAGGGGAGGAAGAAAAGAAGUAAAAAAGGAAGGAAAUAAUUUAGGAAGCAUGGAAGACGAGAAGGAAUGAAAGAAGGGAGGAUGGAAACAAGGGGUCCAGAAUGCUCUCUCGCUUAUUCUCGCUCUCUUUGUCUCACUCUCUCACUCUUUAUUUCUGUCCCUCUCUUUAUUUGUCUACAUCUCUACCUCUCUCGCUUUGUCUGCCUGCGGGCCGUUGGAAGUGAGGCGAACAGGUGAGCGGCGCCUCCCACUCGACUGGGCGGGUUUUUUUUCUCUCGCUGGGCUUAAUAUCGUCGGGUCCAGCGGGUGCCGUAAUGUCACUCGGAGGACGCAGAGGCAGCGAUGGCGCACACAGCGAUCCAGUUUGCCAAUGCGGAGGACAAACAGGAGUUCAGCAAAUACCCGACGAAGGCUGGCCGCCGCUCGCUCUCUCGCUCCAUCUCGCAGUCGUCCACAGACAGCUACAGCUCGGCUGCGUCGUACACUGACAGCUCUGAUGACGAAACAUCCCCCCGAGACAAAGCUCAGGUCAACACACAGGGCAGCAGCGACUUCUGCGUGAAGAACAACAAGCAGGCCGAGUUUGGCCGUCGUGAGAUUGAAAUUGCCGAACAAGACAUGUCGGCCCUCAUUUCCCUGAGGAAGAGAGCCCAGGGCGAGAAGCCUCUGGCGGGGGCCAAGGUGGUGGGCUGUACCCACAUCACCGCUCAGACGGCGGUGCUGAUCGAGACCCUGGUGGCCCUGGGGGCUCAGUGUCGCUGGACCGCCUGCAACAUCUACUCCACCCAGAAUGAGGUGGCCGCCGCUCUGGCUGAAACAGGAGUGCCCGUGUUUGCCUGGAAGGGCGAGUCCGAGGACGAUUUCUGGUGGUGCAUUGACCGCUGCGUCAACACGGAGGGCUGGCAGGCCAAUAUGAUCUUGGACGACGGCGGAGACCUGACACACUGGGUUUACAAGAAGUACCCCAACGUGUUCAAGAAAGUGCGGGGCAUCGUCGAGGAGAGCGUCACCGGAGUUCACCGACUGUACCAGCUAUCAAAAGCCAGCAAGCUGUGCGUCCCGGCCAUGAACGUGAAUGACUCGGUCACCAAGCAGAAGUUCGACAACCUCUACUGCUGCCGUGAAUCCAUCCUGGAUGGUUUGAAGAGGACCACGGACAUCAUGUUUGGUGGUAAACAGGUGGUGGUGUGCGGUUAUGGAGAGGUGGGCAAAGGCUGCUGCACGGCUCUAAAAGCCCUGGGAGCCAUCGUGUGCAUCACUGAGAUCGACCCCAUCUGCGCCCUGCAGGCAUGCAUGGACGGCUUCCGAGUGGUCAAACUGAGCGAGGUCAUCCGGCAGAUGGACGUGGUCAUCACUUGCACUGGCAACAAGAAUGUCGUCACCAGAGAGCAACUGGACCGCAUGAAGAACGGCUGCGUGGUGUGCAACAUGGGUCACUCCAACACGGAGAUUGAUGUGGCCAGUCUGCGCAGCCACGAGCUUACCUGGGAGCGGGUCCGCUCGCAGGUGGACCACAUCAUCUGGCCGGAUGGGAAGAGAGUUGUGCUUCUGGCCGAGGGUCGCCUGCUGAAUCUGAGCUGCUCCACAGUGCCCACCUUUGUGCUGUCCAUCACCGCGACCACUCAGGCACUGGCCCUGAUUGAGUUGUUCAAUGCUCCAGAGGGACGUUACAAGCAGGACGUGUAUCUCCUGCCCAAGAAAAUGGACGAGUAUGUGGCCAGUUUGCACCUCCCCAACUUUGACGCUCACCUCACAGAGCUCUCUGACGAGCAGGCCAAGUACAUGGGCCUCAACAAGAACGGCCCCUUCAAACCCAAUUAUUACAGGUAUUAAUGGGAAGAAGGCCUGCUGACGUUUCCCUGAAAUUAACACAUAUAUCUUUUUUAUUUGAUAAAUUGCUACCAAAUGAAGGACUUAUUUUGCUUAUGUAUCCUAAAUAGCACGUCAGACAUAGCUUUAAAAAUGAAUUGUAUAUUUAGCUAGCAUGCUAAAUGUCUGGUCAAAUAUGUAAACAAAAGCCUGCAUGCAUGCACUGUUCGCUGCUACAGAUUUCAUAUGUUUUGAUUUGUUUUUCUUUUUUUAUGCACAAAAAUGCCAAAAAUUAAGGUUCAUAAGAAUGAAAGCUAGUCUGUGACAUUAUUAUCACAUAUUUAAAUAUGAUCUACAUUCCACUCGCAGCCAAACAAAAAUGUACAGUACACUAUAGUCUCUCAAUGUUUUCUAUUUGUGUGGUCAGGAUAUUCAUACUUUAUUUGCAUACAUGCCCUCGAAAGGUACCACAAAGUAACCCUUAAUUACUGCAACAAAUUAUACAGAUGAUAUGGGACAACUGUUCCAUACUGCAAUACCUCAAUUAAUCUGGAACAUUGCAAUGUAUAAUAACAUACAUUAGAAUUGGGUCAAAGUCACUGAUGGUGUAGUGGUACACUCGCCUGACUUUGGUGCGGGCAGUGUGGGUUCAGUUCCCACUCAGUGACGGUGUGAAUGUGAGUGUGAAUGGUUGUCCGUGUCUAUAUGUGCUAUGCGACUGACUGGCGACCAGUUGAGGGUGUAGUCCGCCUUUCGCCCGAAGUCAGCUGGGAUAGGCUCCAGCGCCCCGCGACCCUAACCAAGAUAAACGGUGUUGGAAAUGGGUGGAUGGAUGGAUGGAUGGAUAGAAUUGGGUCAAAAAUAUCUGAUCCUCUCCUGUCAAACUAAAAACUCAUCAAAUUCUCUACUAUUCGCUUGGCCUGGUUAAAAUAAGACUGUGAAUCCCACAAACAUUGCACUGCUUAAAAUAUGAUUAACGUAAAUUCCUCACCAAAGUUGUGCUUGUGCAAAUAAAACUAACUUAAUCCCUAGAAAGUUGUGCUGGUUAACAUAGGGGCGCCUUGAGAUACGAGUGACCUGACUUACGAGUUUUACGAGAUAUGAGUCGUCGUUCUGAUCAUUUUUCUUGUUUCGACUUGAGAGCGCAGACUUGAGAUAUGAGCGCUGUAUGGUGGCAGUGAACUUAACUCACUUCACAGUAAGCAGCACUUUAACAAAUAGUGAACAAUUCUUCCAAAAAGAGGCUACAAGCUGUUUAAUGCCACUUCCAGUUGAAGUUUACUCUAAAACUUGAUAUACAACAAACAUUGUGUAUUUGAAACACCCAAACAACUUUGCUUUAGGAAUGCCAGCGCUAGCUUAAUACGAAAACAUCAUGGAAAACUCCAUAAACAGGCUAACCUAUAGCAUUGAUAGCUACGGUGUUAUGGAUAUUUGAACAUAAACGGUGGAGGAACACGUAGAUAGACAAUAUUACAGCACUCAGAGGAAUUAAAGUCAAUUGAAACAGUGCUGUCCUUUCCUAUGUUCCAAAGGAAGCACCUUUUUAUCUCUCCUUGAACCCUUGAUGUAUUACAACAAAGGUUUAGGAAAGGUGGCAUAAAGGUUAGGAGAUUGGACUUUCCGAAAAGGCCCAAAAAGAUUAGUGGUGACUCCUCUUCAUACUGUAUGUGUCUGUCUGACUGUAUUAUACUGCCCCCCGGUGGCCAUAGCUCACACACCAGAAGGAGCAGCACAUGAAUUGAUUGGAUGCAUUAAAUCAUGAUGCACAAACUGUUUUAACGCUUUACAUUUGAUCUAUAUUACUCUAUUUUUUUAUUUGAAAAAUCAUAUUACAGUGCUCAUUUCUUUAUUGAAAAACACAUUUCAAAUUAUAUUUUUUUUUGGGGGUGGGGGGGAGCUGGCACGGAUUAAUGGCACUUGCCUUCAUUUUGAUAGGGAAAGAUUAUUUGAAACACAAGCAUUUUAAACGCGUAUCGCAAGGCACCACUAUAUGACACCUGUAACUCCCCCUGCAAAAUUGUGCAGGUUAAAAGUAGACAACUGUAAUUGCCCCAAACUUGGUUCAAAUAAUACCAUAAACUCCCCCACCAAAACAAAAAAAAAAUCACAGGUUAGAAUAGGUACAUAUGAGUGUCAGAACACAAGUGUUUACCACUGAACUGAGAACGAUAACAAAAACUUCCUGUGUUAGGGGUUUCCCCGUCAGCUAUACCCUAAAAGGUUCAUUUUCUUGAUUUUUCGGGGGCAAAAAAUCUAAAUGAAUCAGGGAAACCUGUGAGUGAUGAGAAUAAAUUGAGUGGCUGUCGUAUGUAGUUGUACAUAGAAAAGCGCAAAAAUGUCCACAGGCAGAGUAGCCACGACAAAAGAGACAGACUGGGAACCCAACCGCCAUUAUCCGGUUUUUAGUUGAAGUGUGAAGGCUUAUUGAAUGUGGUUGGUUGCCCUAUAGACUUCAGUCCGUCUCGAUUCAAGCAGUCUGUGUUGUUAUGUGACAGAAACGUCAAGCUUCAUAACCUCCUCGGUUAGAUAAAAAGACAAAAGACCAUCCACCAUGGCCUAACAGUUUGCCAAACAGCAUGUCCAUUAAAAGAACCACCCAAAUGAUGCUAGUAUGCUACCAUGACCAAGGUUAAUGUAUUUUAAUGUAUUUAAUAUCUCCCAAAUUAAUUAGCCAGUCCCUCCAUGAUCAUGCUAACUUUGUCUGAAUUUCUGCCACAUCUAUUUUUUAAUCAUUCUGACCUGCUGAAAAACACACGUUUGUCCUUUGUAACGUAAUCUUAGACAGCAAGUUUGCUGCCGAAUAUGAUUGUCUUCUUUUGUUGUCAACAUGCAUUCAAUCAGCAAUAAAGACUUGAUCUGUUGACAGUGUCA
Messenger RNA from Phycodurus eques (leafy seadragon), 5804 nucleotides. RefSeq names its product adenosylhomocysteinase-like 1 (gene ahcyl1). Gene Ontology annotation, cellular component: cytosol. The record is from RefSeq and is a predicted model, not a curated record. The transcript is spliced from 17 exons. Gene Ontology annotation, biological process: L-methionine cycle. The coding region runs from base 1464 to 2954 and encodes 496 amino acids. NCBI's taxonomy places the organism in Eukaryota, Metazoa, Chordata, Actinopteri, Syngnathiformes, Syngnathidae.